CCAGCAGUAUACUUGCAUUAUAUAUAAAAUGUAUUCUAUUUCCAUUUUUUUUUAGAAAACCAAUGAAUUCAUCUGCAAAUUAAUUUUAUUUUCUGCAUAAAAUACCCAUAAAUUAAAAAAAUAUCUUGUUGUUUAUUUUGCUGUAAAAUCACUCCUAGGAGAAGUCAUGAAGUCAAAGCGAAAGAAUACACAAUCUGAUUAAAAUUUUUUGGAGUACUAUUUUGGCCUUCAGCAUCAUUGUAAUGUUUACAGGAUAGAAUCAGUUAUCAGGUCACAGGUGCCAAACAUGCUGUUGUACUGUAUUAGUUUAUGCAAGAUUGUGUGAUCAUGCAAACUACAUUGAUGCUCUUUGUAUUUCUUACCCUUAGUAUCUCUUUGUAUAGAGAAUAUGGUUCUUCCUCCAUUGCAAUCGUUCCUCUACUGUCACAACCAAUCACAAGCUCCAAUUCAAAUAAGCCCAACCCAGUUCCUCUCCUACCCUUCUUACCAACCCAUGUCAACCCUUCUCUCUCGUUCUCUCUCUCUCUCUGUGCCCCUCCAUUCUCCUCACCUCCCUGCACGUUCCUCUUAACAAUAAAAGACGUUUAAAUAGCGAAAUAUAUAGACAGGCGGGUUGAAGUGCAUAAUAGAAACUGACUGGUGGAAGAUCCUUUUGUGGAGGGAUGGAAAAGCAUCGUGGGUUUCUGUGCAAAAACCCCCAUGAGCUUUACUACAAGAGGAUGCAAAGCAGACAAAAGCUGAAAAGGGAAAGGAUGGAUGGUCUGAAUCAGAAGAGGCUGAGGGUGUGUGUGGCGACGUGCAACAGGGCAGACUACUCGAAAUUGGCUCCGAUCAUGUUUGGGAUCAAAUCCCACCCUGAUGACUUCGACCUGGAUAUUGUGGUCCUUGGUUCGCAUUUGAUUGAUGAUUACGGGAACACUUUUCGAAUGAUUGAGCAGGAUGACUUUGACAUCAGUUCGAAACUGCACACGAUUGUAAGAGGAGAGGAUGAGGCAGCCAUGGUGGAGAGUGUAGGACUUGCUUUGGUAAAACUUCCAGAUGUCCUACAAAGACUGCGCCCGGAUAUUGUCAUUAUCCAUGGAGAUCGUUUCGAUGCAUUGGCUCUGGCUACUUCUGCAGCACUGAUGAACGUUAGAAUACUUCACCUCGAGGGAGGAGAGGUGAGCGGCACAAUUGAUGACUCGAUCCGCCACGCUAUCAGUAAACUAGCCCAUUACCAUGCCUGCUGCACACGAAGGGCAGAGCAACACCUUAUUUCCAUGUGUGAGGACCAUUCCCGCAUCUUGCUGGCUGGCUGUCCCUCCUACGAUAAACUGCUGUCAUCUCAGAACCAUGAAAACUAUCUGGAUAUCAUCAAGAGCUGGUUGGGUGACAAUGUGCAGGAUCAUGACUACAUUGUGGCUUUGCAGCACCCAGUCACAACUGAUAUUCAGCACUCCAUUAAAAUUUAUGGACUCAUGUUGGAUGCACUUAUCUCCUUCAAUAAAAGGACUCUCAUCCUCUUUCCCAACAUUGAUGCCGGAAGUAAGGAAAUGGUGCGGGUGAUGAGAAAAAAGGGCAUCGAGCAGCAUCCCAACUUUCAGGCAGUGAAGCACAUUCCCUUUGAGCAGUUCAUUCAACUGGUGUCCCAUGCCGGUUGCAUGAUUGGAAACAGCAGCUGUGGUGUGCGAGAGGCGGGGGCCUUUGGUACACCGGUCAUCAACUUGGGAACAAGACAAACAGGCAGAGAGACGGGUGAGAAUGUUCUGCAUGUGAGGGAUGCCGAUACGCAUGAUAAGAUCUUCCAUGCUUUGCAGCUGCAGUUUGGAAAGCGAUACCCCUGCUCUAAGAUCUAUGGUGACGGAAAUGCCGUCCCCCGGAUUCUCAAGUUCUUAAAAUCCAUUGACCUGAAUAAGCCGCUUCAGAAGACUUUCUGCUUCCCCACGGUGAAAGAUUCCAUCUCACAAGACAUUGAUCACAUCCUGGAGAAACAAAGCGCUCUGGCUGUGGAUCUUGGCGGUACCAACCUCAGAGUAGCAAUUGUCUGCGCUCAGGGUACUAUAGUGAAGAAAUAUACUCAACCAAAUCCAAAGACCUUUGAACCCAGGAUGCAGCUCAUAUUGAAAAUGUGUGAAAUUGCUAUGCAGGAUGCAGUAUCUCUCAACUGUAGAAUACUGGGUGUUGGAGUGUCUACUGGUGGGCGGGUAAAUCCACAAGAAGGCGUAGUAAUGGACUCCACUAAACUAAUCCAGGAGUGGACGUCUGUGGAUUUGAGAACACCCAUCUCUGAUGCCUUUCAUCUGCCUGUCUGGGUGGAUAAUGACGGAAACUGUGCAGCUUUGGCUGAAAGGAAGUUUGGUCAUGGAAAAGGAGUGGAGAACUUUGUCACUGUCAUCACAGGAACAGGUAUUGGAGGUGGGAUUAUUCAGCACAACGAGCUGAUCCACGGCAGCACUUUCUGCGGCGCCGAAUUGGGUCACAUCAUGGUGUCGUUAGAUGGCCCAGAGUGUUCGUGUGGAAGCCGAGGAUGCAUUGAGGCAUACGCUUCUGGCCUGGCCUUGCAGAGAGAGGCCAAAAAAAUGAAUGACGAUGAACUGAUAAAAGGGGAUGGCUUGGAAAAGAAGCUCUCCGAGCCCAUCACUGCUGCGCACCUUAUCAGUGCGGCAAGACAAGGGAACGCCAAGGCUGCAGCAAUUCUCAAUAAGGCCUCCAUAGCACUAGGAGUGGGCAUUAUCAACAUCCUCCACACAAUCAACCCCUCACUGGUGAUCCUGUCUGGUGUCUUAGCCUCAAUUUACCAGGACCCUGUGCAGAACGUUAUCGCGAGUAGAGCCCUCUUACCGGCUCAGAGCACCAAGGUGGUGAUAUCGGACUUGGAAGAACCCGCUUUAUUAGGAGCUGCGAGUAUGGUAUUGGAUUAUGCCACCAGAAGGACUUACUAAGAGAUACUCAGUCCUUGUUGCUUGAUUCAUACAACAUUUCUGCCACCACCAAGACAGUUUCUGUUGUAUCCGCCUGAAGAUUAUUCAUUUGAAAAACAUGCUUUAUUUUUUAUUUUGCUCUAUGAUGAUUCAUUAUGUUGGUGUAAAUGGAAUCAAUUCUCUAUCCUUUGACAAUUCAUUCACCCCAAACCAAAGGUAUGUCAUAUUUUUGCAAAGAUAUGUGCAAAUCUUAUUAGAUUGUUGUUAGUUUUUUUUUUUCUUUGUUUAUAUACAAAAAUAUUGAAUAACUACACUUACAGGUUUGAAUUUGAGGACAUAAGAAAAUUGUCCAUUGAAGAAAAAAAAAGACCAAAUUUUGGAUCGACACGGUUGUGCUAUUGUUUGACUUCAGAUGAUGUAUCUCAUACUGAUAAAGCUUUGUAUUGCUAUAUAACUUCUUAAGAUUCAUUCUUAUGAAAAUGAAUCUUAAAGACUAGGAGUAGAAGAUAUUGAUUUACUCAAAAGGUCUCAAAGAAUUUUGUGAUAAAUAACUGAAAAUGUUGAUAUUUAAUAGCUGAACAAUGUUCUGACUGAAACCUGUUUUUGUUACGAGAAUGGACUGCUGCAGUAGUAUACAUUGUAUGUAGUAUAUAUAUAUAUAUAUAUAUAUAUAUAUAUAUAUAUAUAUAUAUAUAUAUAUAUAAAUGUAAUAUACUAGUGUCUUUUGUAUGGUGGUCCAACUGAAUACACGGUGAGAGGAUUACACAAACUGCAUCUUUCUACAUUCUAGUUAGCAAUUAAGCAAUUUUGUCUCAUUCACACUUUAAUGUAUGUCAUGGAGAGCAAAUGUCACAAGCAGCCCCUGACCCACUGUUGGAUUUAAGGAGAACAGAAUGUUAACAUCCUACUGUAUGUUGCCAAUGUACCACCUCUGCCAAUUCUUAUUUUACGUAAUCGCACACAUAGUUUCUUACAUAAAGAGUUGAUCUCGUGUGUAGUGCUUAUUACGGUUUUUCACCUUGGUCAUCAGGAAACACAUUCUGAAACCUGUUAGAGGCUUUCAGAAUGUUUGAAAUGGAAACUACCGUGAGUCAGGUGCUCUCCUCUAGAACAACAUGACACUGUCAAGGCAGUAAAUUAUUAACCAUGGUGACGUUGUUCUGGGCGAAAGACCAUACGUUGCUAAGGUACUUAACUCUGAAAUCCAAGAAUGAGGUAAAUGUGCUUAGUUCAAUGUGAGUAUUCAACGUGCAAUAUGCAGGAUGCUUGUCCCAUCACACUUUGUUCAAUUUUCAAAAACCAACACCAUCAAAACAUUAAUUAUCUUAAUUACAAAAAGAAACCAUUCGAGAAUGUAUUAACUCAUUCCAUGCUAUUGAGCGCGACCGAUGUAAAAUCUGGAUGGCUGACAUUGACUGACCAAUAUUAGUUUAUGAACUAAAAAUAAAGCCGUACGGCAAUGAGAAGGUU
Molecule: messenger RNA, 4370 nt
Organism: Corythoichthys intestinalis (scribbled pipefish)
Lineage: Eukaryota; Metazoa; Chordata; Actinopteri; Syngnathiformes; Syngnathidae
Gene: gne
Product: glucosamine (UDP-N-acetyl)-2-epimerase/N-acetylmannosamine kinase
Exons: 14
Coding region: 663-2921 (752 amino acids)
Biological process (GO): UDP-N-acetylglucosamine metabolic process
Molecular function (GO): UDP-N-acetylglucosamine 2-epimerase activity; hydrolase activity, hydrolyzing O-glycosyl compounds; N-acylmannosamine kinase activity
Source: RefSeq, a predicted model, not a curated record